This is a messenger RNA of Cotesia glomerata, 1115 nucleotides long. RefSeq names its product fibroblast growth factor 1-like. Bases 438 to 1115 code for a protein of 225 amino acids. Gene Ontology annotation, biological process: cell differentiation; fibroblast growth factor receptor signaling pathway; positive regulation of gene expression. The record is from RefSeq and is a predicted model, not a curated record. Lineage: Eukaryota; Metazoa; Arthropoda; Insecta; Hymenoptera; Braconidae. Gene Ontology annotation, cellular component: cytoplasm. The transcript has 5 exons. Gene Ontology annotation, molecular function: fibroblast growth factor receptor binding; growth factor activity.
CAAAAAUAAACCGGGCAUCAAACAGUCUUACGAUCAAUUGAUCAAUGAUGUCAUUUAAAUAGAUCAUAGAAUUUUAAUUUUUUCCAGAUACUGUUAUUAAUAGACUUACGCUUGUAGUACCGAGCAUCGCACAGUGUUAAACGGUGCAGAACAAUUCACAUGUCCAGAGUGUGGGUGUCGGUCCAUCGCUGAUGGUUUAUUCUACAUUUACUCAGUCUCUCCUUCGUCGUGAAUCUUGUUGCGUCAAUUCGCAUGUGGUUAUUAUUUUUUAAGUAAAAAUACACUUUUUAAAGAAUUCAAAAAUAUAUAAUGCAGUAUGGUAUAAUGUAAUAAUAAUAAGAUACAAUACAAUGCAAUGUGGAUUAUAACGUUAUUUCUCAUAGUGUAAUGUACUCAUUUCUUCUAGUUUUGUUGAUUAAAAUUUUAUAAAUAAAAAAAUGAGUUUGCGGUGGAUCCAAGAAAAUAAAGAAGCGCCGACAUGCGACGAAGAGUCCAGUGAUAUUGAUGACAGUGCUACUGAUGACAGUUACGACACCGAUGAAGAUGAAAUAGAUAACGAGAAUUCUCUCAAUCAACCAAGAAAGAAACGCAACACAACCAGGCAUCCAACCACAACGGUGACCUUUGAAAAUGGAAUACCAGUCUAUAAAACCAAUCAAGAGGAUAAUUCAUCGGCUUGCAUACUCUGGGAUCCCCGUAAUUCUAUUCAAAAUCCAGCUUAUAGAUGUCGGCUAAUUAAAUUGUUCUGUCGCACUGGGUACCAUCUCACGGUCUCUCCGGCAGGAUUUGUUCGUGGAUUAAAUGAUAUUAAUGAUCAAAUUGCAUUGUUCAGUAUUACGUCGGUAUCAUUUGGAGUAAUACGGAUACAAAAUCCAGAAACUGGGCAUUAUCUGGCGUUCAACAAAAAAGGCCACCUUUAUGGAGAGUUGAAAGAAAAUAAAGACAAUACCGAGUGGGAACAAUGGAGUAUUGGCUCUUACGAGGCCUUCAGGUCACUUAAAUACUCUGCUGAAGGAUGGUGGAUUGGAUUUAAGAAGAAUGGACGUCCUAAAUCAGGCCCGAAAACAGCCUGGGGGCAACGAGCCAUUCAGUUUACCGUAAUUGGGUACAAUUAA